Molecule: messenger RNA, 1869 nt
Organism: Aspergillus nidulans FGSC A4
Lineage: Eukaryota; Fungi; Ascomycota; Eurotiomycetes; Eurotiales; Aspergillaceae
Product: stromal membrane-associated protein
Exons: 5
Coding region: 1-1698 (565 amino acids)
Cellular component (GO): cytoplasm
Molecular function (GO): GTPase activator activity; metal ion binding
Source: RefSeq, a predicted model, not a curated record
AUGUCUCGUCGUCCAAAUCCCGCCCAGGCGGCCCAAAAUCAACAGACUAUCAAAGCUCUCUUGAAACUCGAGCCCAACAAGGUAUGCGCUGAUUGUAAACGCAACAAACAUCCGCGAUGGGCCUCCUGGAACCUGGGAAUAUUUAUCUGUAUUCGUUGUUCGGGCAUACAUAGGGGCAUGGGCACCCAUAUCAGCCGAGUGAAAUCUGUGGACCUUGAUGCGUGGACCGACGAACAACUCCAAAGUGUAGUACGUUGGGGAAAUGCCAGAGCGAAUAAAUACUGGGAGGCGAAGUUGGCCCCCGGGCAUGUUCCGCCAGAAGCAAAGAUAGAGAACUUUAUCAGGACUAAAUAUGAAUCCAAACGCUGGGUCAUGGACGGCCCGAUGCCUGAUCCUUCGACAUUGGAUGCCGGCGACGAUGAUGUUCCCCUAGCAGUUGUCCAAGAAAAAGCGAAGAUCGAACGCUCCGCUUCGCAGAGGGUCGCUCCGGCCAGGCAGCCAGCAGUGCAGCAUCGCCCUCAGGCGUCCAUUGACCUUUUUGACGAUGACGGCGUCGCUCCUCCGGUCCGUCCCAGCACCACAGAGCCCUCAAUUCGAGCUCCCCCCAAGCAGCCGCAGGCUGCACCGAAACCCACACGGCCCGGCGAUUCCUUGCUCGGUCUCGAUUUCUUUGGAAGUGCACAGCCGGCAGCGAAUAGUCGCCCCGCUAGUGUCGCGUCAACGCCGGCGGGCGGGAUGUCUAGACCUGACCUGAAGCAGUCUAUUCUUUCCCUCUACUCCAAGCCGCAGCCUACGGCGCAUGAGCGCACCUCUUCGUUUGGCGAUCUAGCUUCCCCUCCCCCACAAUCGACAUCUUCAUCUAACCUUGGAGGAUUGACCGACGCUUUUAGUGGACUGAGCUUCCCCACCUCCCCCCCGGCUCAGAGGCCUGCAGAAAAGCCAUCUCCCUUUGCAGGUCUGACGAGCUUCGCCAACUCCAAGUCAGCUCCGGCAGCGCCCAAGGUGACAUCGCCUACGGCCUCAAUUGGAAGCACAGGCGGUGGUUUGUUUGAUAGCCUCACAUCUCCUACUGCUCCCUCCGCGAAGCCUCAAUCGCGCACUACAUCGAUAUCAUCUAACAGCAACGACUUCGGGUUCUCUAGCUUCCAGUCUCCACCACCACCCAAGGCGAACCCUCCAUCGGCAUCGCUUUCCAACGACCUCUUUGGACUGUCCUCCCCUCCGAUCUCUGCAGCCCCCAUCCCGCCACCUGCGCGCUCACCGCCGCCAGUGGCAGCACCCCAGCCAGACAUAAGCUCUGCAUUCAACCUCAGCCAGCCAGCUCCCAAACCAGUAGCACCGCCUCAGCCAUUAACCACGACAACCUCCAUUCCUACUCUCAGCGCCGCUGCCAUCGACCCUUGGGGCUCCAACGCAUGGAGCACCCCUGAGCCUGCUGCACCAGCUGCCCCUCAGCCAUCCUCCAUGAUGAAACUUCCGGACACUUUAACCGCCAACGACGUCGGCGCUGGCUGGGGUGCCCCGUCAGCAGCAGCAUCUAAGCCAACCCCACCCACUGUUGCGGAGGACGAAGAUUUUGGCGGCUGGGCGAGUGCGGCCCCUAUCUCUUCUACGAGUACCACUAAUGUAAACGCUCCACCUAAACCGGCAGGCGGGUUUAGCGGAUCUGAUGACUUGUUUUCUAAUGUAUGGGAGUAAACUGAUUCUUACCUGCUCUUGUUCUUCUUGCCUCUUGUCGAUCCGGACUAUGGUGGGUGUCAUUCCAUUAUCUGUUUCUCCUUUGCUGCUGGAGUUCUUUCUUAUCCCCUCUUUGAUAUCUACCCACACACCUUAAGCUGUACAUAAUGUAGAUCUUUAUGUCUCUUAGAC